This is a messenger RNA of Letharia columbiana, 720 nucleotides long. RefSeq lists its product as uncharacterized. The transcript has 2 exons. NCBI's taxonomy places the organism in Eukaryota, Fungi, Ascomycota, Lecanoromycetes, Lecanorales, Parmeliaceae. The record is from RefSeq and is a predicted model, not a curated record. The coding region runs from base 1 to 720 and encodes 239 amino acids.
AUGAACGUGACCAGAAUAUCGACGGGAUCCUUCCAGUCAAAGAACGCAUGGUACUGUUGCAGAGGAGAGCUUUUGCUCUCCAAAUCUGCAAAUAUCUUCAUCCCCUACCUCGGGAUAUCUCCAAACAUCUUCAAUCCUUCACGUCUUUUCUGGCAGCUUGUCAUGGAUACAGGCUGUGCACUCGAGCAGAACGCCAUCCGCUCGAACACUUACGAGGAACUGCUGGCCAACAACCAAGCCCUCCAAGACAAGAACACGGCUCUACAAGAGCAGCUUCGCGUUGCCAAUACCGAGAACCAGGAGCAGUAUGUCUGGGCAGUGUGCAACUCCACAGUCUUCCAGAAGUGGACAGCCUACUGGAAUGGCAUCCAGCAGCUCAGUCGUGCCAUGGAUUUGAAGGUGCGCGAGCUGCGUGGACGGUUGGCCAAGAGCCAAGGCGACCUGGCCAAAGAGCGUUUCCUUCAUGCCAGAACAAUGGCUGAAGUCCACCGCCUACGAGACGAACGGGAUAUUGCCCACCGAAAUGCUCGGAUCUUCCCAGCCGAGCCCGGUUCAAAUACGGUGGCGGGGGGUUCGAUACCCGACUUCACACUGUUUCCUGGGGACGGUUUCCUAAACGAAGAGGAUUUUGAAGACUUCAAGGAGUCUGUGGAAGCAUCGCCGAUGGGGAAGAAUCCCCAUGUGUACGGCAGACCUGAUGGUUUCUUCCCGCGACUUUAA